GCUAGUGGCGAUAAUGAACCACGUCAAGGUCACCACAGUCUUCUUCUUGCUCUCCACUCUCCUCCUCGCCGUAUCCUUUGAGUCUCCACCAACCCCACUCUUUCCCGAUGAAGCUCUCCCAACUAAAUCCGGUUACCUCCCGGUUAAACCCGCCCCCGGCUCCUCCAUGUUCUAUACCUUCUACGAAGCCCAAAACCCAACAACUCCUCUCACGGACACUCCGCUCCUCGUUUGGCUCCAAGGUGGGCCAGGCUGCUCUUCCAUGAUUGGCAACUUCUACGAGCUUGGCCCUUGGCGAGUAGUUUCAAGCGCCACGGAGCUGGAACCAAACCCUGGCGCCUGGAACCGCAUAUUCGGUUUACUUUUCUUGGAUAACCCCAUCGGAGUCGGAUUCAGCAUCGCCGCUUCAAAUCAAGACAUUCCAAGUAACCAGAGACAGAUGGCAGAGCAGCUCUACGCAGCGCUGGUGGAGUUCAUCGAGCAGAAUCCAGGUUUUGAACACCGACCGGUUUACAUAACCGGUGAGAGCUACGCAGGGAAGUAUGUUCCAGCCAUUGGUUACUAUAUCCUCAAAGAAAAGCCCAAUGGGAAGAUAAAUUUAAAGGGCUUAGCUAUUGGAAAUGGGCUAACCGACCCGGUGACUCAAAUCAAGACCCAUGCGGUCAACGCUUAUUAUUCCGGUUUAGUCAACGCGAAACAGAGAGAGGAGCUCGAGAAAGCUCAAGAGGUAUCCGUAUCUCUCGUGAAUGCUCAGAAAUGGCGUGAAGCAGCAGACGCUAGAACCGAACUAUUGACGCUACUGGGAAACAUGACGGGACUUGCGACGCUUUACAACACGGCAAGGACGGUACCGUACAGGACAGACCUUGUGGUAGACCUUCUGAACCAAAGAGAGGCGAAGCGGGUUUUGGGAGUUAGUGAAACGAUGCGUUUUGAGGAAUGCAGCGAUGAUGUGGAAGAGGCUUUACGUGGAGAUGUUAUGAAGAGCGUCAAGUUCAUGGUGGAGUACGCGUUGGAGAGAACCAAUGUGUUGUUGUAUCAAGGUAUGUUGGAUUUAAGAGACGGCGUCGUUUCGACGGAGGAGUGGGUAAAGACAAUGAACUGGUCGCGGUUGGAGAUGUUUUUGGAGGCGGAGAGGAGGGUGUGGAAAGACGGUGACGGUGAUUUAGCUGGGUAUGUACAGAGGUGGGGGAAUUUGUCACACGUGGCGGUUUCUGGUGCAGGGCAUUUCGUUCCGACAGAUAAAGAUGUUAACUCGAGAGAUAUGAUGGAAGCUUGGGUUUUAGGGAAAGGAUUGUUUGGUGGUGAAGAUGUCAAUCAGACAUUAACUUGGAGCUAUUGAUUCAGAAAAAUUGGAUUCUGGAAAUUUUAGUGGAAGAUUUAUUGUACUACUAGUUGUGUUGUGUGACACUGAAUAAAAGUCUGAUUCUGG
Molecule: messenger RNA, 1432 nt
Organism: Eruca vesicaria subsp. sativa (arugula)
Lineage: Eukaryota; Viridiplantae; Streptophyta; Magnoliopsida; Brassicales; Brassicaceae
Source: the annotation of a GenBank genome assembly